ACCUGGGGUCGCACUGGACGCUUGAAAGUCGUUUUUGUGGUCGUCCUGAAAAAAGCUUGGGAACCCCUGAUGUGAAAGUGCUGUCUUCUCACAUUGUUGUAGUUUCUGGGUAAAUAAAUGCUAAAAUGCUUGUUUUAUAUUAGUCAUAGAAGCACUACAUGCCGUUUAGUAUUUGAGAUGUCCCAGGUCACGAGACUUUACAAAUUUUAUUUUUAAAUAAUUUGGGUGGCUUGGAAAAAAGGUUGGUAACCACUAAUCCAAGGUGUUUAUUCGUUUUUGUUUGAAUUUUGUGACAUCCACGAUAUUUACUAACUAAUAUAACUUUGCUCAGCGAUGAGUUUUUUUUACUUCUGAAUGAGUAUCCGUUUUUUUGCUUGAGCAAGUUUCCAUAAUUAAUACUUUAUUUUUUUUUUCAAUGUUAUCAGUGAUCAUCUAUUUGAAUCUAUAACAAUACUAACUUGACUGAUUUUGGUCAAUUUGAAUAGGAUAGGAGUUCAUAUUUAUCCUGGGCACUGAGAAAAGCCUAUUAAACGACUUAAUCCUAUGGCGAAUCACGGCCUCCGUCCAGUUACCAGUUCCAUGUCGGGUACUGAGCGACCCCUUACUCCGGGCUGUAAAUAUUUUGACUCCUAACAGAUGAGAAAAUCCAAUUUUGAAUUUUUAUUCUUAAUUAGAAGAAAUAUCUAAAAAUAACUGAUAUAAUGUCUGACGAUAAUAAAGCAAAUUCUGAGCCAGCAGAGGGAUCCAAGAGUCCGAAAAUUUGUGGAGAAACCAAACCAAAGGUUGCAGAGGGAAAAGUUGAAGUCUCUACAAGCGAAAGUGGGGGUGCAAAUCAAGAUACAGCGGAUGAAAAUGACCCAUUUAAAGAUCAUAAAUUUGUAGUUCCAUUUACGCAAAUCAAAACUGUUUCGGACAUGGCAAUUUGGACAAAAUCAAGCGGUUAUGAAGACUAUUUAGGAUUUAUAAUGAUGCUAAACGCAGCUAUAAAAGGUAAAAAGCGUAGUGCUCCAUGCGAAGUGUCUGAAACGACAAAAAAAAUUGUUGCACUUCUGGAUUUAUUGGAUAAAUGGAUUGAUGAAACGCCGUCGAUAGACCAGCCGCAAAGAUUCGGGAACAAGGCAUUUCGUACUUGGUAUGAAAAGUUAAAAAAAGAAGGCGAAAAAUUGACCUAUGACCUUUUGCCUGAUAUUUUAAAAAGAGCUGCUUCUGAAAUUGUGGAGUAUUUAUACGGGGGUUUCGGGAAUUCCACAAGAAUUGAUUACGGAACAGGUCACGAAAUGUCAUUUACUUGUUUUCUUUGUUGUUUUUUUAAGCUUCAAAUCCUGGGUGAAAAAGAUAAACUUGCGGCCGUUUUUCAUGUCUUUAAUCGUUACUUACACGUCGCUCGGAAGUUGCAAAAGACUUACAGAAUGGAGCCAGCAGGGAGUCAAGGGGUAUGGGGCUUAGAUGAUUUCCAAUUUUUACCCUUCAUAUGGGGGUCGUCGCAGUUUUUUAGUCACCCCACGAUUCUACCGGUUCAUUUUGUCGAAUCGAAAAUUGUCGCUGAAAACCGAUCAGAAUACAUGUUCAUGGAAUGCAUUGAUUAUAUCAUGUCCGUAAAAACUGGACCUUUCGCUGAGCAUUCAAACACUCUCUGGGGGAUUAGUGGCGUCCCGCACUGGGGGAAAGUCAACUCCGGCCUAUUGAAGAUGUACAAGGCGGAAAUACUGCAAAAAUUCCCGAUUAUUCAGCAUUUCAAAUUCGGAUCCAUACUCACUUUAGAGCCGAGUCCUAGACAUCCUGGUAUAAAGUUAAAUUGAAGAAAUAAUAAGGAAUAAACCUUUUUAAAAGACAAGUCUUUACAAUAAAGCUUAAAAACUACCUCUGUUAUAGAAUAACAAAUCAGUUUUUAAAAAAUUACAGUGGAAAUUUGAGACAUUUUUUAAACAGCAUUUCCCGUUGAAGAAAUUAGUCAAUUGUUUCCUAUUAAUCAGUUAUUUCUGUUUGGGACAUAGCAUGUCGUAUAUUUUUGCUCACCUAAUCGUAGACAAAAACUACUAGGGCUGGGAAUUCAGGCAAAGUUAACCACAGUGUUGUAUUAAGUUAAACUUAGCAAUGAAGUGGAUUUUUUAAAACAUUGCACUUGAUUAGCUUGUGUGGAACCUUAUAUCCGUCCUUAUUUCUACCCUGCUGUCUCUAUGGUAAAUCAACAGCCCUCUAAGGAGAACCAUUUAAAUGGUGAUUUGGACCACAUACUGGUAUCCUUCCCUGUUCCUAACUUGCUGUCCCCGUCUCUAUGGCAGCCCAAUAGCCCUCUAUGGUCAUUGGGACAAUAUAUCUAUCCCUAUUCCUAACCUGCUGUCUAUAUAAUAUAUAGCAAUCAAUGGCUCUCUGUGACGGAGGCAAUUCAAACGUCGAUUGGGACGGUAUAUAUCUAUCCUUGUUCAAACAAUUGAGAUUAUGCAGUUUGAGUAUAGAAUUUCUAUGUCCAUAUAUGUAAGCAAUAUUCUUUUCUCACUUUGACUUUUACUUAAUACAAAAUGAUUUGGGUAUUCAACGUGAUUGGAAAAUUAUCGUUCCAUCUUUUUGGAUUAGUUUUUCAAAUUAAUAUUUUUCUGUAAUUUAUUCUUUAUUCCAGAUCUGUUGAGUCAUUUUGAAUGUUUCAUAUUUUUUUGAACUUUUCUUGACGUUUGAAAUCUUUUGUAUGUUUUUGCCAUCAACUGUUUGUCCUUAGUAUGCACGUUUGCUCAAAACAGAGUUUUGGGCCUUCAACUAAAUGUGGAAAGAGAGAGAGAGCGAAGUCAUAUUUUUUAUCAAACUAGAGAACAGAAAUAAAAAUAGCGAAUCGAAAGUUUUUAGUUGAUGACUGGUAGGUAACGAUACGACCAUUCGCGAUCAUCUGAGUCAGUUACCACCAAAUACAAACACUUAGGAGCAAUACACAGCGUUCCUAUUCAAACAUGCUAGUUAGCAGUGUGGAGCCCAGUGAUCCUCCCGCGCAUAAAUCAGCGGUACGAACAGUUUGUUUGUACCUUUAUCAAGUCUAAAUAUCGUUCUUGUGGCCUAUUAAUUUAUAUAUUAUGGUUACUUUCUUUUAAUUAAUGAAUAAAUGUUUUUAAUUGUUUUAUUAUUUCA
Styela clava is the source of this 3114-nucleotide messenger RNA. Its product is annotated as serine/threonine-protein phosphatase 2A activator-like. Gene Ontology annotation, molecular function: peptidyl-prolyl cis-trans isomerase activity; protein tyrosine phosphatase activator activity. Gene Ontology annotation, biological process: mitotic spindle organization. NCBI's taxonomy places the organism in Eukaryota, Metazoa, Chordata, Ascidiacea, Stolidobranchia, Styelidae. Gene Ontology annotation, cellular component: nucleus; protein phosphatase type 2A complex; cytoplasm. The record is from RefSeq and is a predicted model, not a curated record.